ACACCUUUUAGGCCUCUACCAUUUCUUCAGUUGAAAUUGAUAGAUUGGCAGCAUAGUUUGCAUUGCAUUUGAACUGGUUGCUCCAAAUUUCAAGAAAAGUUCCAAAGCAUUUGCUAAUCGAUAUGGCAUUUCGGUUGAGAAAAUUGUUACUGACAAAUGGCUGCUCAUCCUACAACAUUUCAACCGUCAUGGCUAACAACAAAAACAAGUAUUCUACUGUAUUCACCCCACUUAGACCUAUAUCAAACACUUGCAUGAACAACUUUCUUUCCACCGAUCAAAGCACCUUCAAGCCUCAGGUUGACUCUCUUAAGUCCGAUGAUGAUGCUGUGGUUGAUCAAGACUUUCAGAAGUGGCAUAAUGGUGGUGGGACUUUUCACAAAUCAGCAUAUAUUCAUCGAACAGCGGUCAUAGAAUUUGGUGCAGUAGUUCAUUCAGAGUCUCUUUUGGGUGAAAAUGUUUCUAUUGGGUCUGGGGUUGUCGUUGGACCUGAUGUCACGAUUGGUCAAUCUACUAGAGUAGGAUACAAUGUUGCUCUUACAAAUUGCACAAUUGGUGAUUCCUGUGUUAUCCACAAUGGUGUCUGCAUUGGCCAAGAUGGAUUUGGAUUUUUGGUGGAUGAACAGGGUAAUAUGUUGAAGAAGCCACAGCAUUUGAACGUGAAGAUAGGUAACCACGUGGAAAUUGGAGCAAACACAUGUAUUGAUCGAGGCAGUUGGAGAGAUACUAUUGUAGGAGAUCACACAAAAAUAGAUAAUUUGGUUCAGAUUGGUCACAAUGUACAAAUCGGGAAGAACUGCAUGAUUUGUGGGCAAGUUGGAAUUGCAGGUUCAGUAACGAUGGGUGACUACGUGACACUGGGUGGAAGGGUUGCAAUCCGUGAUCAUGUCUGCAUUGCAUCAAGGGUCAGAUUAGCUGCUAGUAGCUGUGUCACAAAAGACAUUAAUCAGCCAGGGGAGUAUGGUGGCUUCCCUGCUAUGCCAAUUGGGAAAUGGCGAAGACAAGUUGCUGCUCAACGUCAGACAUUCAAGUAGGAAACCUGCGUGCGUCUUAGGGAAUCACUGCCACUGUUGAGAUCUUGAUGGCUAACCUUUGUGCGGCUGCCAUGAUUAUCCUUGGUUCUCGAUGACAUGGAUACAAAACUGCUGAAAUAGCUAGUGGCUUGAAGAAACUUUUGUCUGUGCAUCAUUUUAUGUUAUGAAACAGGGUGAGACUUUUGAUAGGUAUAAUGUAAUUGGAAUUACCGUAAUUUUUACUAGCAUGUCUAUAACUCAGUAGAAACUUUUAUCCAUAUAAUGAACUGAUUUACUCAGAACAUCUGCUUUAAAGGGAUUUUUGAGGUU
Coffea eugenioides is the source of this 1343-nucleotide messenger RNA. RefSeq names its product probable UDP-3-O-acylglucosamine N-acyltransferase 2, mitochondrial. NCBI's taxonomy places the organism in Eukaryota, Viridiplantae, Streptophyta, Magnoliopsida, Gentianales, Rubiaceae. Bases 123 to 1034 code for a protein of 303 amino acids. The transcript has 10 exons. The record is from RefSeq and is a predicted model, not a curated record. Gene Ontology annotation, biological process: lipid A biosynthetic process.